Molecule: messenger RNA, 2356 nt
Organism: Mercurialis annua (annual mercury)
Lineage: Eukaryota; Viridiplantae; Streptophyta; Magnoliopsida; Malpighiales; Euphorbiaceae
Product: probable inactive purple acid phosphatase 2
Exons: 2
Coding region: 140-2095 (651 amino acids)
Molecular function (GO): metal ion binding; acid phosphatase activity
Source: RefSeq, a predicted model, not a curated record
CCUAUUCUUUGACAAUGAUGAACUAGUAUGGUUUCCGCAAAGAAUAUGCUUAGAUCUCUUUAGAUCAGUAGCAAUGGCAUGUCUAUGAUAACAUUGGGAACCCAAAUUCUCCAUUUUUAUCAAGAAUCUUACCAUCACCAUGAAGAUCCAUUUUAUUCUGUUAUUCUUUGGUCUUUUAAUUUCUCCUUGCUUCUCCAAACCCAAAAUCACAGUUACUCCGGCCAUCGUCAAAAAUUCCGGUGACACUAUCACCAUAACCUGGUCAAACAUCGAUUUACCUUCAAAUCUCGACUGGGUGGGUCUCUAUUCACCUCCUAACUCACCACACGAUCACUUCAUCGGCUACAAAUUCCUCUCUUCAUCGCCCAAUUGGCAAUCCGGGUCGGGCUCCAUUUCACUACCCAUCACCAAUCUAAGAUCCAACUACACCUUCCGGAUCUUCCGCUGGACCGAAUCAGAAAUCAACCCGAAACUUCAUGACCACGAUCACAACCCGCUUCCGGGAACGGCCCAUUUGUUGGCGGAAUCGGAGGAGGUCGGGUUCGUGUCGGGUGGGGAUAGGCCGGAGCAGAUCCAUUUGACGUAUACGGAUAUUGAAGAUGAGAUGCGGGUUAUGUAUGUGGCGGGUGAUAAAGAAGAGAGGGCUGUGAAAUGGGGAGAAGCUGAUGGAGAGUGGAGUCACGUGAGUGUGGCACGUGUGGUUAGGUAUGAGCGAGAGGAUAUGUGUGAUGCUCCUGCUAAUGGAAGUAUUGGGUGGAGAGACCCUGGUUGGAUCCAUGAUGCUGUAAUGAAUAAGUUAAAGAAAGGUUUUAGAUAUUAUUAUCAGGUUGGAAGUGACUCUAGAGGUUGGAGUUUAACUCGGAGCUUUGUGUCGCGGAAUGGAGACACCGAUGAAGCAGUUGCGUUCUUGUUCGGAGAUAUGGGAACUGCAACUCCAUUUUCCACCUUUAUUCGCACACAGGACGAAAGCAUAGCAACAAUGAAAUGGAUCCUUCGUGACUUGGAAGCUAUUGGUGACAAGCCUUCUUUUGUUUCACAUAUAGGAGAUAUCAGCUAUGCAAGAGGCUACUCAUGGAUUUGGGAUCAAUUUUUUACUCAGAUUGAGCCAGUUGCGUCCAGAGUACCUUACCAUGUGUGUAUUGGUAACCAUGAGUAUGAUUGGCCUUUACAACCCUGGAAGCCUGAUUGGGCUACGUAUGGAACUGAUGGAGGUGGGGAAUGCGGGGUUCCUUACAGUCUUAAAUUUAAUAUGCCUGGAAACUCUUCGGAGCCAACUGGUUCCCGAGCGCCUGCCACUCGGAACCUUUACUACUCUUUUGAUAUGGGGGCUGUGCAUUUUGUGUACAUAUCAACUGAAACCAAUUUCCUAGUUGGGAGCAGCCAACAUAACUUUCUAAAGCAAGAUCUAGAAUUGGUAAACCGAAGCAAGACACCUUUUGUGGUCGUCCAAGGGCACAGACCAAUGUAUACCACAAGCCAUGAAACCAGAGAUACUGCCCUGAGGAACAAAAUGCUUGAGCACCUAGAACCCUUAUUGGUUAAAUAUAAUGUCACCCUUGCAUUGUGGGGUCAUGUUCAUAGAUACGAAAGGUUUUGUCCGGUAAAUAACUUAAAAUGUGGAAGCACUUGGAAGGGAUUUCCAGUCCAUGUUGUAAUUGGAAUGGCAGGACAAGACUGGCAGCCUAUAUGGCAACCAAGAGUUGACCACCCAGAUGAUCCUAUCUUUCCUCAACCUGAGCGGUCCAUAUACCGUGGAGGUGAAUUUGGAUAUACUAGAUUGGUCGCCACAAAGGAUAAACUGACAUUUUCUUAUGUCGGAAACCACGAUGGGGAGGUCCAUGAUAUGGUGGAGAUGUUUGCAUCAGGUGAAGUUUAUAGUGGGAACGGUGGUGGUAGUGGUAGUAAUGAGGUUUUGGGUGCAAAACUGGAGAUGGUUGCAGAUUCGACGUUCUCGACAUUUGUCAAGGGUGCAAGUGUCUUGGUGCUGGGGGCUUUCAUAGGCUAUAUUCUGGGGUUUAUAUCACAUGCCAGAAAGCAGAGUGGUGAAAGAGGCAACUGGAGUCCUGUAAAAAGUGAUGAAGUUGAAGCAGUCUGAACUUUGGACUAGUGAUUGAUUCAGAAUUUUCUUCCAUGUAUUUGAAAAUCUGUUCAUAUGGAUAUAAUGGAUUCUGUACUCUACACGAAGUUCCUGCCUGUUUGGGCAAGCCGAGUAGGAACCUUAAAAAAGUAUGAGUUCAAUGUACUUUAUCUUGUUGAAGUUGUAAGUGUACUGGAUUCUGCCCUUUUUAGCCACAACAAAUCUUUGUAUAAAUAGUUGGAAAAAAAAUACAAUAAAAUGAAAUUCUUUGUUGCUUAA